AUGGAUGUUCCUGUCGCAGCCAAUAUUCUAGGCACACUCGGAGCUGUCUGUUGGUCAAUCCAGCUGAUCCCUCAAAUCAUCGUCAAUUAUCGAAGGCACAAUGCAACGGGUCUUCAGCCAUCGAUGAUGAUGCUGUGGGCAUGGGCAGGAGUGCCGCUGGGCGUGUACAACAUCGUCAAAGAAUUCAACGUCGCCUUACGAAUACAGCCUCAGAUCUUGACGCUUUUGAGUCUCGUAACUUGGAUUCAGUGUUACUACUACGAACGAGUACAAAAGCUAAUUCCGCUCGCACUUAAUGAAGCUAAUGAAUGUCAGAAAUGGAGUGUUUACCGCUCUCUGCUCGUUGUUCUCCCAAUCGCAGUUGUGAUGGGCGGUAUCCAAGCAGGUCUCAUCAUCGCCCUUCGCAUCGCAAAAUCCCUCUCUUUAGAAUGGCCUCUCAUCCUCAUGGCGUCUCUAUCCGCAGCACUACUCGCAGCAGGCGUGCUAACACAUUACUGGGACAUCUGGAAGCACCGAACAGUCCGUGGUAUAUCAUUUCUCUUUGUAGCCAUUGACGCAGCAGGGGACGUGUUCUCACUUGUGUCCGUGUUCUUCCAAACUGAGCUUGAUGUUCUCGGUAUUGUGAUCUAUGCGACCGAGUUUGUUUUGUGGUGUGGUGUUUUUGCUUGUGGUGGGUAUUAUAACCUGUUGCCUUGGGUUAGGAAGAGGUUUGGGGGUGAGAGCAAGAGGGCUGAAGUUGAAGAGAGCGUAGGGGAUAGAGUCAUGAUGAACGAGAAUGUUUCUUCGAGUUCAGUGUUUAGGACGUGCCAUGUUCGAGCUCCAGCUGCAAUGCCUUCAAGCUGGUCCUCCUCCAGCCGGCGACUGAUGCUCAAUAAACGCUUCAGUCGCAUGGCCAUUGCUGGCCUCUGCACCGUCAUCUUUCUCAUUCUUGUCUUUUGGGGUGCUAUCCAUGGUAGCUAUGGUGUAUCUCAGUACUAUUCUUUUUCGACGACGAGCUCUUUUCGACCCGUGUCCGUCGAUCCCGAGGGUAAGACAAUCCAAGACCUUUGCGCGACGUUCCCCAAGCAUUUGCUACAGACGAUACAACCUGUCUUGAAGAUGGGCCAUGCCGACACGAAAGAAAGGCUCGAUGCUCAAUUCGACAGUGUGAGCGCUUGCUUUGGAAAGGACGAGCUGCUGGUCUUCUCGGAUCUCGACGAGUCGAUACACGACCAUCAAGCGAUCGAUGUCCUCGCCGACCUACCCGCCAUUUACUACCACGACAACCCCGAUUUCGUGAACUACAUGUGGCAGAAGGAAAUGCGGGCAAAUGGCACCCUCGACGUGGACACGGAAGCGACAGCGCGCAUCCAAGGUUGGAGGAUGGACAAUUACGUCUUCUGGGACAACGCCUUCCGCUUCCUCCAAACUUUCGACCCCGAUGCGCCGUUAUACAUGGGCUCUCCCUCGCCGGGUACGCACGACGUGAAACAAGACAUAAAGACAUGGUUCGCAAACGGCGGGCCAGGCUUUGUUCUCAGUCGUGGUGCGAUGAGGGCACUCCUCGUCCGUAAGACAACGCCCUACGGACAGUACGUCGAGCCGCCAGCAACGGAAAAGUGGCUUCCCAUGCUUCGGGACGAUUGCUGCGGUGACAGCGUUACGGGAUGGGCGUUGUGGAACGUUAGUGUUCCGCUGAGAGGAUACUGGCCGCUGUUCAACCCGCAUCCUCUGCACAGUAUUCCCUUCAGCGACAAGUAUUGGUGCCAGCCUGUCAUGACGCUACACAAGUCGUCGCCGAAGGACAUGGUUGACGUUUGGCGGUGGGAGUUUGCGCAACGACAGCUCGGGCGCCCGUUACUCUACUCUGACGUAUGGAAGUUUCACCACCCCGGUGAUCGCGAAGUUGCAGAGAAUUGGGACAAUGGCAAAUGGGACUUCACAGUUGCGCCACCCGAAGCAAGAAUCGACUCAUUUGAAGCGUGUGGCAAGUACUGCAAGGACAGCAGCGAUUGUCUACAGUAUAAUUGGCGAGGCCGCGACGAGAAAAAGUGUGUUACUUCAAAGUCCUUCCGAGUCGGCGAGCCGCGACAGCCCGAGAAGAUCAUCGAGCCUGAGGUCAAAGACGACAAGGGCAAUGUUAUACCACCACCGCCAGAUCGCCAAGAUCGAUGGGUGGAUUUUAAGUCAGGAUGGCUGACUGAGAGGAUUGCACAGUGGAGGUCGAAUAGGAAUUGUACAGAAGUGCAAUGGGUUGGACCCAGUACUAAGAGAAUCUUCUGA
Fusarium subglutinans is the source of this 2262-nucleotide messenger RNA. RefSeq names its product glycosyltransferase family 31. The transcript has 6 exons. Bases 1 to 2262 code for a protein of 753 amino acids. Gene Ontology annotation, molecular function: glycosyltransferase activity. Gene Ontology annotation, cellular component: membrane. The record is from RefSeq and is a predicted model, not a curated record. NCBI's taxonomy places the organism in Eukaryota, Fungi, Ascomycota, Sordariomycetes, Hypocreales, Nectriaceae.